Lottia gigantea (owl limpet) is the source of this 999-nucleotide messenger RNA. RefSeq lists its product as hypothetical. NCBI's taxonomy places the organism in Eukaryota, Metazoa, Mollusca, Gastropoda, Lottiidae. The coding region runs from base 1 to 999 and encodes 332 amino acids. The transcript has a single exon. The record is from RefSeq and is a predicted model, not a curated record. Gene Ontology annotation, molecular function: zinc ion binding; nucleic acid binding.
AUGGCUAUGGAGUCUGAGAUAUGUACGUUAUUCCAAAAUUUAACUGGGGAAUUAGUUGGUUUGUCCACUACAUUGAAACAUCAUGGAGUUUCCAGCCUCGUGGAACGUUUUUCCGGCGACCCUAAAAAUUAUUCCGAUUGGAUGAAAAGUAUUGAAAAGUAUGCUUUAUUAGCUGACAUACCAGAUGCUAAAAUCAAAUAUAUAGCUUACCAAUCAAGUUCGGGUACAGUAAGCGAUUUUUUGGCCAGGUUUUUACCUGAAAACCCCUAUAGUUCUUGGACCGAAGUAAAACGGGAAUUAGCGACGCGCUUUGAUACCAUAACUGAUGCACAACAUGCCCUUGUUGUAUUGCAAACUGCUAGGCAAAAGAGCGAGGAAAAUGUGCAAAUAUUUGCGGAAAGACUAUUGACGUUAGCUACUAAAGCUUAUUCUUCCACUGAAAUUGACCUUGUCCCUGUCCAAAGACAGCCUAUCACAGUAUUUCUCAACGGAUUAACUAAAGAUUACCUCAAACUCAAAUUAAUGAGAGAAAAUCCAGCUACUCUACAAGGUGCCGUUGUAAGUGCCAUGGGAGAACAAAAUAUUCGGUCACGCUUUGCUCUUAGAUCUGACGCAUUUCCUGUCGACAAUGCAUAUUCUCAUGAACCCAUGGAAGUUGAUCAUGUAAGACCCCAACGCAGAUGCUCUAAUUGUAAUCGUUUCGGCCAUAGGACAAAUGACUGUCGCUCAAAUCAGCGCCCAAGCGGCCAUGUAAAUGCCUUUUCUAAAAACGAUCGAAAUAACAGUCCCCCCGAAAGGUCUUAUCAACCCAACAACAGGAACUCCUCCUUUUCUCAUCCGAAUAGGUCAAUUGUAUGUUGGACUUGUAAUAAUACUGGACACAUCAGUCGCAACUGUUCCUUCAAGCCUCCCUCCCGUCAACAAUUUUCUCGCCCUACUUUUAAUCAAAGACGCCAUUCUCACUACCCUAAUCAGUACCCUAAUCAACAUUUAAACUAA